Macrosiphum euphorbiae (potato aphid) is the source of this 702-nucleotide messenger RNA. The record is from the annotation of a GenBank genome assembly. Lineage: Eukaryota; Metazoa; Arthropoda; Insecta; Hemiptera; Aphididae.
AUGUACAGUGCUGGCUCGAACAUUGUGGGCAAGUUCACUCAGAGUGUCAGGCGAAUAGUACAAGACGUCAAGGACGAAGGCACCGCUAGUGGCCAGACCAAAGAAGAAGUAAUAGAAACAAAUGAAAGAUUAAGAGCAGUACGAAUUCGUUUGGAAGAAUCCUAUGAUACGGCUAAAAAGUCACUCAUUACACUAAUGACUAAGUAUACAGAGAGUAAGUCAACGCGAAAUGUCUUCCAAAGGUAUAAUCUCCUGAAGGCCAUGAUUAAGGACGUCAUCCGGUUGGAAACGCAAUAUUGGACGCUGGUAGAGAUACCCAAACAAGAGAAACAAGAGACGGUACCGUCAUUCGUGCUCAGGGCUUGUGGAAUUGUGGAAAAGUCUCAAAAGUCGGGCGAAGGUGUAAAGUCUACGGCUAAAAUAGCUGAAGAGGAUGAGAAGAAACGAGAACGUAUUGAUAGACUUUGCGACAUGACGACGGCUCAAAUUGAAGCAGAGAAUACACAAAUGACAAACGACCUCUACCGAUUGUUAAAGAAAUACACUGGCCUAAGAAAUCUUAUAAGAGAACUCAAGGUAGAAUAUGUCAACUCAAAAGUGUACCCGAUAUUUCCACGCUACAAUAUACUGAAAGACUUAAUAAAGGACAUCAUGCAUCAUCAGGAAUACAUGGAAGUUUGCCACGAAGUUGAUGCCGUAUAA